AUGGAGCCCGGUGCCCCUAGGUCUUUAUGGAUAUACAGCUCGCUCGGCAUGAGAGGCUGCUCCUCGCCGCUCGGCCUCACUACCGGCGACGUCCUGGACUGGCAGAUCUCCGCCUCGUCGUCCUACCCGGCGACGUGGGACGCGGGCUGCCAGGUCAAGUACGCCCGCCUGCACCAGCCUAAUGGCCGGGCGUGGUGUGCCGGCAGGAGGGCCGCCGGCGAGUGGGUCCUCGUGAAUCUCGGUGUGCCGGCCAAGGUGACCGGCGUCCUAACGCAGGGCAAAGGGGACGACGAGGAGUGGGUGACGUCCUUCGAGCUUUCCUACUCCCUAGACGCCUACCACUGGCACUUCGCUCGAGACAUCUACAACAACAAAAAGACUGUGCUGAACGGUCUGAGGAGUGUGGGUGAUGGCACCACAGCCACGCAGCGCCGCCCCUCCCUGACAGCCCAAAGUCUGCUCGCGAAAGUCAAGACUUCGCUAGAUGCCCCCCCUUCACCCGGCUGCUGA
Molecule: messenger RNA, 510 nt
Organism: Eriocheir sinensis (Chinese mitten crab)
Lineage: Eukaryota; Metazoa; Arthropoda; Malacostraca; Decapoda; Varunidae
Product: lactadherin-like
Exons: 5
Coding region: 1-510 (169 amino acids)
Source: RefSeq, a predicted model, not a curated record